AUGGGAAAUGAUCCACGAAAGACCUGGACCUCCAUCGUCCCUCGCUGGCGUGGAGAUAGAUGGAACCGCUUGACACGGCAGACUAUUGACGAAUCGAACAGGUCUUGGUUCGUCGGCCCCGCUGGAAAUCGAAUUGUCGAGAAUGCCAUUCGCCACCCCAGCCAUUUUUUACGCGCAGUUUCCGUGUUCUGGUCCCUUGUCUCUGAACGCAGUCUCGUUGUCGUUGUCGGCUCCAGCAGCAAACCUCUUCGCCUCCCGCAGGCCUCCCCCUGCAACAAUUCUACGACGGGAGCCUCUUCCACGGCGGUUCCCCCACACGCCCACGCACUAUCCGAAGGACCUGAACUGAGCCCAGCGCUGAGAAUCAGUGCCCCGACCCGCUACUUGACCGCAGUUACGGCAGCCGUCGACAGCACUACGUUCGGUAGCGGCGCAUCGCCAUCUUCGCACCCUUCCCACCGUAUCCGUCCACCAUGUCCUGCACAGCAAACAGCCACCAAGGGCUUGGGUCUCCCGUCGCUUCUGAGGUCUUGGGAUGCCUCCGGUGCGUCCAUUCCGAGUGGCAUGCAGCCACCCGUUUCUAGAGACACCUGCAUCGCGGAUCUUCGAGAUGCCCAGUCUGGACUCGGGCACACUCCGAAUGUCAACGUUACCCCACAGAUGCAGAUACCAGACCUGUCGACUGUCACCAUAUUCAUUAGUGAUUCGACAACCGACACCUCGACAGCUCAUCUCCCCGCUCUUGCGCUAUCGCGCUCAGUCUUAAUCACUCACUGUAUCUACAACACUUGGAGUUUACGGUUCGAUAAUAGGCUUGGGGGCGGCGCCUCCUUGGACCACUUGUUGCAGUGUAAUCUGAAUGACCGAAGCUUGUGUUCCUGGUCUUGGCUGAGCAACGCCUCCAACCCCCGGCAUCAUUAUCAUCUGGGGCUGGGGCUUGGCUUUGGAGGGGAGUUCACCCAUGAUGCGAGCCCGCCGCCCCUCUCAACGAACCGCAGCGAUGGCGGCGCCAACUCAGCAGAAAACCUGCCUUGA
Molecule: messenger RNA, 1035 nt
Organism: Colletotrichum lupini
Lineage: Eukaryota; Fungi; Ascomycota; Sordariomycetes; Glomerellales; Glomerellaceae
Exons: 6
Coding region: 1-1035 (344 amino acids)
Source: RefSeq, a predicted model, not a curated record